AUGAGCCAACAAGUAGACAAGAAAGAUCAAGUGGAAGCAAUGGACAUUGUUCAAGAAGAUGAAGAAACUAAGCAAAAGCGAAUUGCAAAAGAAACUAUUACAGACAUCAAGCGCAAUUUCUCUUUAUUAGAGCGUUCAGUAGAAACUAUCGAGGCUCGAUUCACCACUCGUGUACUGAGAACACUUCCUUCUAUUCGCCGUCGUUUAACUUCUGCAAUACUUGGUCAAGUUAUUUCUGAAUAUUACGGUCCCAAUGACCAAGAUGUCAAGAACGAAUUACUAAGAUACUUGAAUGAGAGUGAUAAAGCUUCUGCAACCGAAGAAGAAAGACCCAGUGUAUUGCCUGAAGUUGAUAUGUACAUUCACUUGAAUGUCUUGAUUUUCCUUUUGGAUAAGAACGAAAUUGAACAAGGUAUCGAAUUAUCUACGAAAGCAGUGGAACGCAUAGUAUCCAUGAACCGUCGAACAAUGGAUCAACUCGCUGCCCGUAUCUACUUUUAUCAUGCGCGUUUCCAUGAAUUAACAAAUAGACUUGCUGAAAUUCGACCUAUCCAAUUAGCCGCACAUCGAACGGCUACCUUGAGACACGAUGUCGAAUCGCAAGCUACGCUACUCAACUUAUUACUUCGCAACUACUUUUAUCACAACUUGUAUGACCAGGCUGACAAGCUUGUAUCCAAGACUGUCUUCCCUGAGAAGGCUGGUAAUAACCAAGCAGCACGUUAUGCUUACUAUGUUGGACGACUCAAGGCACUUCAAUUGGAUUAUACAGCUGCUCAUACCUACCUGACACAGGCUAUUCGAAAAGCACCUCAGAAUAACAUCACAGCGGGAUUCCAGCAGACAGUCUACAAGUUCUUUAUUGUUGUUCAGCUCUUGAUGGGUGAAAUCCCUGAACGAUCUCUCUUCAGACAACCCAUUUUAAAAAAAGCACUUGCUCCUUACUUAGCCAUUACUCAAGCCGUUCGUGUUGGUGAUCUUGCCAAGUUUCAAGAAGGCUUAGGACAAUACGACGCGAUUUUCAAAAAGGACAAGACAUAUACGCUCAUUCUUCGUUUACGUCACAACGUGAUCAAGACCGGCAUUCGCAUGAUCAGUCUCUCGUAUUCCAAGAUUUCACUUCGCGACAUCUGUAUCAAGCUUCAUCUCGAUAGCGAAGAAGAUGCCGAAUUCAUUGUGUCCAAGGCCAUUCGUGACGGUGUGAUUGAUGCCUCCUUAGACCAUGCUCGAGGAUUUAUGAAGAGUAGAGAGAUCGUAGACAUUUACGGUACGAACGAGCCUCAGAACGCCUACCACCAACGCAUCAACUUUUGCUUGAACCUUCAUAAUGAAGCAGUCAAGGCCAUGCGUUUCCCUAUGGAUGCUCAUCGUAAGGAGUUGGCUAGCGCUGAGGAAGCAAGAGAAAGGGAGAGAGAAUUGGCACAAGAGAUUGCAGAAGGAGAUUUAGAUGAGGAUGAUGACAUGCCAGAUUUUUAA
Molecule: messenger RNA, 1476 nt
Organism: Rhizopus microsporus ATCC 52813
Lineage: Eukaryota; Fungi; Mucoromycota; Mucoromycetes; Mucorales; Rhizopodaceae
Exons: 7
Coding region: 1-1476 (491 amino acids)
Biological process (GO): regulation of protein catabolic process; ubiquitin-dependent protein catabolic process
Cellular component (GO): proteasome complex; proteasome regulatory particle, lid subcomplex
Molecular function (GO): enzyme regulator activity
Source: RefSeq, a predicted model, not a curated record